AUGACAGCCCAAUUGCCAGGAAAGACGUUGAGAGAUCUUCGACGCAGCAUACAGCAAGUAUUAAACAAUCCCUUGCAAUCGGCUCGUACAAUUCACAGUUUGAUAAUGAAGAUACAAGCAGCCAUAUUUGCACUGGUACCAGCUCGUCUGUACACUCAGCAUUUGAUAAAAAUGAGGGGCCAGAGUGUAUGUGGUGUUUUGGGAUAA
Messenger RNA from Mucor mucedo, 207 nucleotides. RefSeq lists its product as uncharacterized. The transcript has a single exon. Lineage: Eukaryota; Fungi; Mucoromycota; Mucoromycetes; Mucorales; Mucoraceae. Bases 1 to 207 code for a protein of 68 amino acids. The record is from RefSeq and is a predicted model, not a curated record.